Messenger RNA from Schistosoma intercalatum, 696 nucleotides. NCBI's taxonomy places the organism in Eukaryota, Metazoa, Platyhelminthes, Trematoda, Strigeidida, Schistosomatidae. The record is from the annotation of a GenBank genome assembly.
AUGAAAGAGAAAUUUGUAUCGUAUCAUAGUGGUGUGUGGAUUGUUACUACUACUACUACUACUACUACUACUACUACUACUACUACUACUACUACUACUACUACUACUACUACUACUACUACUACUACUACUACUACUACUACUACUACUACUACUACUACUACUACUACUACUACUACUACUACUACUACUACUACUACUACUACUACUACUACUACUACUACUACUACUACUACUACUACUACUACUACUACUACUACUACUACUACUACUACUACUACUACUACUACUACUACUACUACUACUACUACUACUACUACUACUACUACUACUACUACUACUACUACUACUACUACUACUACUACUACUACUACUACUACUACUACUACUACUACUACUACUACUACUACUACUACUACUACUACUACUACUACUACUACUACUACUACUACUACUACUACUACUACUACUACUACUACUACUACUACUACUACUACUACUACUACUACUACUACUACUACUACUACUACUACUACUACUACUACUACUACUACUACUACUACUACUACUACUACUACUACUACUACUACUACUACUACUACUACUACUACUACUACUACUACUACUACUACUACUACUACUACUACUACUACUACUACUACUAGUACUACUACUACUACUGGUACGAGAUUCUAG